AUGACUCAUUAUUGGCAACAUCAAUUGAUGAGAGCGGAUGCUUCGAGACUCGCCUCUGCACCUCACCAUCGAGCGAGAUCAGCCGCUCAAGUAUCCAGAUCCAAUAACAAAUCUUCAACAGUGACCAUAUCUGACCCUAACAACCGACCUCCCUCCGCCGCUUCCAACAUCACCAAUGGAUUUCAUAAGAAGAAUGCUUUGUCCAUGGCUUCCACUGCGGAUCGGAUGCGUUCACCUCCACCCCCAAGUGAGAGCUCAAUGACGGCGACGGUGGACAACGCCGACCCGGCUACUCCAGCUCAGCCUCCUGCACCGACGAAAGAGGAGGAUCAAGCUCCAGAACCUUGGACAGGAUUGGAUCUUGGUGGAAUACGUCUGAAAACCUUAUCGAAAUCUUUAUUCUCAUUCUCUCACAUCACCGCCUUAUAUAUCAAUCACAAUGCCAUCACUGUGCUUCCUCCUGCCAUCUCAAACCUUCGUUCACUCACCAUCCUCGACGCCACUUCGAACGAGCUCACCACCCUUCCUCCGGAACUGGGUGUAUUGUGCAAGCUCAAAGAUCUUUUGCUUUUCGAUAAUCACCUUACGACCCUACCGUUCGAACUUGGGUCCUUGUAUCAGCUGGAAACGCUCGGUAUCGAUGGUAACCCAAUGAAAGACCAAUUUCGGAAGUUGUUGGCAGAAGAAGGCACAACGGGGUUGAUUGAAUUUUUACGCGAUACAUGCCCACUGCCUCCCGCUCCACCGGAACGACUGUGGAUACCUGUCGAAGAUGAUAUAGCAGAAAUCGGUACAGGGAAACAGGAAACGUUCACCGUGUUAUCAUACAACAUCUUGUGUCAUCACUUCGCUCCUGGAUCUUCAUACUCCUACACUCCGGCAUGGGCGCUCGACUGGGGUUUCCGGAAACAAACCAUAUUGGCAGAGAUUGUGAACGCUGCUGCGGAUGUGGUCUGUUUGCAAGAAUGUGACCACGAACAAUUUUCCGACUUUUUCCUACCUGAGCUUCAGCAACAUGGCUACGAAGGUUCACACUUUUCACGUUCUCGUGCACGAACCAUGGCGGCUGAAGAAGCCAAGCAGGUGGACGGAUGUGCGACAUUUUGGAAAAAUUCCACAUUCUCUCUGAUCGAAACGCAAGUGGUAGAGUUUAAUCAGGUAGCUUUACAAAAACACGACAUGCGUACGGAUGACAUGUUCAACCGAGUCAUGUCAAGAGAUAACAUUGCCAAUGUCACCGAAUUAGAAUUCCGUGCUUCUGGAGCAAGACUUUUAGUUGCAAACUCUCAUAUUUACUGGGAUCAUCGAUACAGGGAUGUCAAAUUAGUACAAGUCGGUAUGUUAUUGGAAGAAUUGGAAAAGAUUGUCGAACGUUUUUCAAGAUUACCUGCCAAACUCGAAGUUGAUCUUGAAUAUAAUAAUGGUAAACCGCACAAAUACGAUACGAGAGAAAAAGGGAGAGAUAUACCUCUCAUACUUUGCACAGAUCUCAAUUCUUUGGCAGGUUCGGCAGUAUACGAUUUCUUAACUACCGGAACCAUCCCACCUGACCACGAAGAUUUCAUGUCGAGGUUAUAUGGUCAAUAUACGAAUAAAGGACUACGACAUAGGUUGGGAUUGAGGAGUUCAUGUGCUAGUUUUGGAGAAAUGAGAAUGACAAAUUAUACACCUACUUUUGACGCUGCUAUUGAUUACAUCUUUUAUUCUCAGAGGAGUUUGAAAGUUACUAGUGUUUUGGGUGAUGUGGAUAGAGGUUAUUUGGAUAAAGUCGUUGGGUUUCCUAAUGCUCAUUUCCCAUCUGACCAUAUCCCCGUCUUCGCCCAAUUCCGCGUCAGAGGCAAGGCCGACCCCGAGGCUUAGACCUUUUUCCAUUAUCAACACAAAUCGGAUUCAGAAUCUUGUGACACCUCCCUCUAACCCCCUCCCACUGACUCACCACUACCUUCAGCAGCCAUACAUGUCUGAUCUCAUCCCCUCCCCCCUUCCUGCUCAGUAUAUCCCACAUAACCCCCAUCUUGUCUCAGUUCACCCACCUCUACCCAAGCCGAUCUACCCGUUUCAUAUCCACUCCUCAGUCCCUUCCCCUUUCCCAUUCUCACCUUAUCCCCGCACCAAAUCCAGAUAGGAAAACCUGCGUCGUCCACCCCAAAUCCCAACACAAUACAAACCCAAACCCAGAAUCAACAUCUCAAUAUCACAAUAAGAAUCAUCAACACUUUUCUUUUCGCGAUAUCGCACCGGAGGGGAGAGAUACCCCUGUGGAAGUAGGAGAAUAAAUGUACGAAGUCGGUGUAACAUUCAUUCGGUUCCCAAUCACUUUUCCCCAAGUCGCUCUUAUGGAUCACAAAUCAGAUGAAUUAGUAGAUGAAAAAAAGAAGUUGGUGGGAGGUUUAGAAGAUGAGGAGAUGAGGAGAUAGAAUCAAAUUGAUAGUGAUAGGUAGUAGUAGUAGUAGUAGUGUUUGUGAUCUUUUUCUCACCUUUUUCCGUUUGACUUGUGUGCAGUAGUUGGAAUGAAACAAAUUAUCCCCCCUU
Tremella mesenterica DSM 1558 is the source of this 2532-nucleotide messenger RNA. RefSeq lists its product as uncharacterized. Gene Ontology annotation, biological process: nuclear-transcribed mRNA poly(A) tail shortening. Gene Ontology annotation, molecular function: protein binding; poly(A)-specific ribonuclease activity. The record is from RefSeq and is a predicted model, not a curated record. Gene Ontology annotation, cellular component: cytoplasm; nucleus; CCR4-NOT complex. The transcript is spliced from 3 exons. Bases 1 to 1860 code for a protein of 619 amino acids. Lineage: Eukaryota; Fungi; Basidiomycota; Tremellomycetes; Tremellales; Tremellaceae.